UGAUGAUGGUACAGAACAGCUUUGAACGGUCUCUAUCGGUCAGUACUAUUAAUACCGACAGUUGUCGAUAAACGUGUAGGGAAUAGGGCCUUUUCUUUAGAUACUGAAAAUUCUAGAUGGUACAAGUAACACGAACAAACCUAUAAUGUGAUUAUGGUAACUAAAACGAACAGACGUUUUAGAACGUAGCGCGUAGGUCUGUUCUUUUCAGCUAAACUUACACAAUUCAUCUUUUCUCCUUUUCUCUCCAUAUUGGAGAGAAAAGAAAGAAAGAUGAUGAGUCGUGCGAGAAAUUCAGCUAAAAAGAACAGGCCUAGCUCAAGCUGUUUAUAACUCGUAUGAUGAUGUCUCGACGGAAUAUGUAUACGAGCGUGAUACAAACUUCGUUAGUACGUUUUAACUACUCGGGGUGUGUUGGUCCGUGUCUUUUGGGCAUCCGUUGUUCUUAACGAGUGCACGAAUCAAAAUUCGCAUAGAGAAUCGCGGUGGUGUUUCUUAUGAGCGUAACGAACGGUCCGCGACACGAAUUAUGGCGAAAGAUGAAGGGGACGACGUGUUGCCGGACAAGGACGCGGCGAAAGGAUUCUACGCCAAGUAUGAACCCAAAGAGAUCCUGGGCAGGGGGAUAUCUUCUACUGUGAGAAGAUGCAUAGAGAAAGAGACAGGUAUAGAGUAUGCAGCUAAAAUUAUAGACAUCAGCAAUGAAAUCAAUGAGGAUGGGCACACCAUGAAGGAUGCUACGCUGCAAGAAGUACAAAUACUUCGUAGAGUAGCUGGACAUCCUUACAUUAUUGAACUGCACGAUGUUUUUGAAUCUAGUACAUUUAUAUUUUUAAUUUUUGAAUUAUGCAAGAAUGGAGAGUUAUUCGAUUAUCUUACGUCGGUUGUGACACUUUCUGAAAAGAAGACACGUUAUAUCAUGAGACAAGUAUUUGAAGGGAUUCAACAUGUACAUAACCAAGGGAUAGUACACAGAGAUUUGAAACCUGAAAAUAUAUUGCUCGAUGAUAACUUGAACGUAAAGAUAACAGACUUUGGGUUUGUCGAGAAUAUUGAGCCUGGUGAUAAAUUAGAAGAUCUUUGUGGAACACCUGGUUAUCUAGCACCAGAAGUAUUAAAGUGUAAUAUGUUUGAGAAUGCUGAAGGUUAUGGAUUUGAAGUUGAUAUAUGGGCUUGUGGCGUGAUUAUGUUUACACUAUUAGUUGGCUGUCCUCCAUUUUGGCAUCGGAAGCAAAUGGUCAUGCUUAGAAAUAUAAUGGAGGGAAAUUAUUCAUUUACAUCUCCUGAAUGGGCUGACAUAACAGAGGCUCCAAAAGAUUUAAUAAGAAAGUUAUUGGUUGUUGAUCCUAAGAGAAGAAUUUCUAUAAAGGAUGCAUUGGAACAUUCAUUUUUCCAUACUGUUCUGUGGGAUCAAGACAUCGCUCCUCUAAAACGUUCUUUGUCGUCUAAUUCGCGACGUCUGAGUAGGAUAUCUCAAUUAGCUUUGGAAUUGAAGGCGAAAUCGUUUAAUGCAAGAAAGAGAUUCCAACUAGCAAUUAUUUGUGUGAGAGCUGUUAUUCGUAUCAAACGGCUUCAUAUCACACCUGAACCACUUUCGACACAAGUAGCUUGUACCGACCCGUAUAGAAUAAAGAUCCUGCGAAAGGUAAUUGACGGCUGCGCGUUUCGUGUUUACGGUCAUUGGGUUAAAAAGGGAGAAGGUCAGAAUCGCGCUGCGCUUUUUGAAAACACAUCAAAGACAGAAUUGAAGCAUCUAUAUGUUAGUAAUUUAAGUAGAUAACUAUUGUUUUGUUAAAUUACUCUAGUUAAAUUUAUUAUUAUUAGAAUCUCCGAUGAGCCUAAUUGAAUAUGUUUCAGAGACAGAUAUAAUUGUAACACGUUUAAAACAGAAAUAUUUUCUAAGAUUGAAGUACAAUGGCUAUACAGUACUCGAGUUGAUUAGAAUUUUGCCGAAAUUAAUAUCUUUCUAAGAUUGUCUGUAAAUGCUUUGACGUUUAUAUAAAAUUGGAUUAAAAUAGGAUUUAAAAUUAAAAUUAAAAUAGGAAAAAAUUUGUAUGAAGUAUUUAAAUUUUAAAUCAGAAAAUGAAAUAUUUUCUGAUAUUUUUAAAUAUGUUACAAGUUUUAUAAUGUGACAAUAUAUGUCUCUAUCAUAUGUGAUAAUAUGGUAGAGUAACUAUUUUGCUAAAAGUUA
This is a messenger RNA of Pogonomyrmex barbatus (red harvester ant), 2191 nucleotides long. RefSeq names its product phosphorylase kinase gamma (gene PhKgamma). NCBI's taxonomy places the organism in Eukaryota, Metazoa, Arthropoda, Insecta, Hymenoptera, Formicidae. Gene Ontology annotation, cellular component: phosphorylase kinase complex. Gene Ontology annotation, molecular function: phosphorylase kinase activity; calmodulin binding; ATP binding. Gene Ontology annotation, biological process: protein phosphorylation; glycogen metabolic process. The record is from RefSeq and is a predicted model, not a curated record.